UAGUUCACCCAAAAAUUUAAAUUCUGUCACCAUUUCCUUUUAAACCUGUAUGAGUUUCUUUAUUCUGUUAACACAAAAGAAGAUAUUUUGAUAAAUAAUGGUAAGCACACAUUUGACUGAAGUAGCCUAUUUGUUUUUGCUAUAGGGUACUGUCAACUGUGUGGUUUCCAUAAUUUUUAAUAUAUCUUUUAUUUGUGUUAAAAAGGAUUAAAAAAACUCCUACAGGUUAAUGACAACUUAAGGGUUAAGUAAUGGCAGAUUUUUUUUUUUUUUGGUGAAUUGUUUCUUUAAUGUAGCAUACAUACAAGUAAACCUCUUUAUAGGCCAAAGUUUAAGUUUAUAUUUAGGGUUCAUUAUGUUGACAUUUUCUCUUUAUCUUGUAUUUUCAAAUCUAAGAGACUGAAAUACUUUGAAUGUCUUUUUUGACAAAUUACCUGUCAUUAAUAUCAAACACAAUCAUCUAACGUUGUCAGUAUGAGAAAUCACAACGUCUCAGAAUGCUGUCUUGGUCACAUUCUUGCCAUGGGAAUAAACAGAGAGAGAGAUGAUGUAUGUGUAUAUGUACAGCCGUGGCUAAAGGUUUUGAGAAUGACCCAAAUAUACAUUUUCACAAAGUCUUGCCAUAUGUUAGUAUGGUAUACUAAAGUAUAAUUACAAGCAUUUCAUAAGUGUCAAAUGCUUUUAUUGACAUUUUAUUAUUACAUUAAGUUUAUGCAAACAGUCAAUAUUUGCAGUGUUAACCCUUCUUUUGCAAGACCCCUACAUUUUGCUCUGGCAUGCUGUCAAUCAACUUAAUGCUGUCAAGCCCAAUCUUCAAUGUUUGGUUUUUGUCCGAAUUUGAGGGUUUUUGUUUGUUCAAUCACCAAUUGGAUUGACCUCAAGUUCUCAAUGGGAUUAAGAUGUGGGAAUUUCCUGGCCAUGGACCCAAAAUUUUGAUGUUUUGUUCCUCGGGACACAAGGUACUCCAUCAUGCUGGAAAAGGCAUUGUUCAUCACCAAACUUGGAUGGUUGGGAUAAGUUGUUCUUUAUUCGUGGCUGUUACUCCAACAUGUUAUUUUAAUAGUGCAAUAUAUAACAUUAUCUAAAAACAUUGAAAACAAUAGAUGGUUGUAUCGAAAUGCUAUCUGCACUUUUAAGCUCCACCCUUUGAAGGUGUCUAGGGUAUAGAUACAGCCGAGUGACACUUGCUCACUAUAUGGAGCAAGACGCACAAAGAGGUGACACAGAAAAAUCUUUCACAAAAAGUUUAUCAAAAUGGCCUACAAGCAGUCACUUACAGAAGAGGAUUUCUACUGUCCUAUCUGCUGUGAUAUCUUCAAGGAUCCAGUUCUUCUAGCAUGCUCUCACAGCAUCUGCAAGGGAUGCAUACAAACCUUCUGGAACGGGAGAAGACUGCGAGAGUGUCCCAUCUGCAGAACUGUCUCCUCCAACCCUGAGCCACCACUAAACAUUGUGCUGAGAAACAUGUGUGAGCCGAUGAGAGAAGAAACGACUGAAGAACCUCCAGUGGAGGCUGUGGGCUCCUGUAGAGUUCAUGGAGAAGCUCUUACCUUCUUCUGCACUGAAGAUCAAGAACCAGUCUGUGGAACAUGCACAAGUAUUAAGCCGCAUAAGAACCAUCGUAUCCGCUCAACGAAAGAUGCAUCUCAAGACCUUAGGCAGGAGCUUCAGGGGAAGCUACAGGCCUUAAAGGAGAAACUAAGAGCCGUUAAAGCAUCAGAAGAGUCCUUUAAUGAAACGAACGAGUACAUUAAAAUGCAAAAACAACAGGCUGAGAUUCAAAUUAAAGAAGAGUUUAAAAAUCUUCACCAGUUUCUACAAAAUGAAGAGGCUGCCAGGAUCACAGCACUGAGAGAGGAAGAGGAGGAGAAGAGAGCGAUCAUUAACAAGAAGAUUGAGGAGAUUAGAUCAGGAAUGUCAUCUCUCUCACGCAUUAUUGAGUUCCUUGAAGAACAGCUUAAAAAGACUGACUUGGCAUUUCUUGAGAAUUACAAGGCUACAGUUGAAAGGACACAGUGUAGACUGCAAAAUCAAGUAAUCCCUUCAGGAGGGCUGAUCGAUGUCGCAAAGCAUGUGGGUAACAUAUCCUUUGAAGUGUCAAAGAAUCUCCAAGACAUCAUCCAAUAUACUCCAGUAACUCUUGAUCCCAACACCGCCCACAGUUACCUGGUGGUGUCAGAUAAUCUAACAAGUAUUCUCUACGCUGAUGAGCUCCAACAGCAGCUUCCAGCAAACCCAGAGAGGUUUGUAGGCUACGCGAGUGUUCUUGGUUCUGAGGGUUUCGACUCAGGAUCUCACUACUGGGACAUUGAGGUAGGAAACAGCACAGCUUGGGCUGUGGGGGUGAUCGCGGAGUCUGCGUACAAGAACCGAAAAAAUCACCCCAAGGCGGGCUUGUGGUAUGUGGGUUACUCUAAUGGUAAAUACGGGAAGGGCUAUUCUCCUGAAAUCCUGACACUUCUACGGGUAAGCCAGAGAAUCCAGAAGAUCAGAGUGCAGCUGGAGUGCAACAAAGGAAAACUGAUAUUCACAGACUUGGGUCAUAAUGUCAUCCUGCAUGUCUUUAAAAACAUUUUUUCUGAGAGAGUUUUUCCUUACUUUUAUAAUCAUUCACUACAUCCACUGAGAAUCAUGCCGGUGAAGACAUCUGUGGCAGCACACAUUUAGACUUAGACAUUUUUAACUCUUAGGGGUAGUUUCCAGGACAGGGAUUAGACUAGUCCUGUCCAAACUGAAAACAACUUGCACUGACAUAUGUUAAAUACAUAAGUGCCGUUUGUUUUGCCCCAAAAUGCACACAAGUUAUGUUUUUAGUAGGGCAUGUUUGUUAAAACUAGUAAGGCCUCGUCCUGGCCUAAGCUAAUGCCUGUCUGGGAAACCACCUCUUAGACCUUUAGAUGGUGAAAUUGUUUGAAUGAUGUUGAUUUUACACUGCAAAAAAAUACGUUCUUACUUAGUAUUUUUGUAUUGUUUUCAGUAGCUUUCAAAUAUAAAAAAAUUGGAAAUAAGUUUACUUUUUUGUUAAACACUUAAACACAGUUUUAAGCACAAAUUCACUUACAUAUUUUUUGCCUAAAAAUUACACUUAUUUGCUUAAUGGGGCAUACACACCAAACGUGAGUUAAACGAUUUUCACCAGUAGAUUACAUACAAAGUCAAUGCAAAGACGCGAUCAGACAUGUCCUUGCGUGGGGCGAUGUAAAUGAUGCGAUAUGGGCGGCACGUUUGCUGCGAAAACACCCGCUACACUGUAAAAAAGGAUUUUCAAGAAAAAAAAUCUUAGUAUUUUUGUCUUGUUUUCAGUAAAAAUAUCAAAACUUUUUCCAUGUUUAAAUGCUAUGACUGGGCCCCCAGUGCUUCGAUCAAUCUAGAAAAUGUGAAAAAGAUCAACCCAGUAACUUAGUUUUGGUAAACCAUUCUCUACAAGCACAUGAAAAAAUAGGUCAUUGAAAUUUGGCUCUCCUUAUGAUGUCAUAAGGAGCUCUUAUUAUAAUAAUACCACCCCUUAAUCUGCACUAUCCAACCACAGCACUGCCAUUUAGUGCAGAGAAAAGCACAAUUGAGUUUUUAUUGCAACAAACCACCAUCAUUGUGAUCAGUGUUUGAAUUUCAUCAGCUCAUUUGCAUUUUAAAGGACACACCCAAAACGGCACAUUUUUGCACACACCUACAAAGUGGCAAUUUUAAAAUGCUAUAAUAAGUUAUUUAUAUGGUCUUUUGAGCUAAAACUUCACAUAUGUGCUCUGGGGACACCAAAGAUUUAUUUGACAUCUUAAAAAAGUCUUGUGCCAUGGCCCCUUUAAAUUAAGAUGCUUUUUCUUGAUGAGCAAAAUAAACCAGGAAAAUAAGUCUAGUUUUUAGACCAAAUAUAUCAAAUUUAAGUGAUUUUGUGCAUAAAACAAGCAAAAGAAUCUGCCAAUGGGGUAAGCUAAUUUUUCUUUAAUUUAAAGAAAAAUUUUCAAGAUUUUUUUGCUUACCCCAUGUACAAAAUCACUUAAAUUUGAUAUUUUUGGUCUAAAAACUAGACUUAUUUUCUUGGGUUGUUUUGCUCAUCAAAAAAGCAUCUUAAUGUAAGAUUUUUUUAUAUAUUUUUACUGAAAACAAGACAAAAAUACUAAGAAAAUAUUUUCUUGAAAAUAAUUUUUUGCAGUCUUCGCUCAAGUUGAAAAUAUUCAGCUCAAGCGAAAAAUUUGCAUGACACGAAGUUAAAUCCCGUGAGUAAUAUAGAGCAAGUAACCACUGCCCAGCGUUUGGUGUGUACGUAGCAUAAGUCAUUUUGCUCAACAACAAAAUGUUUCUUGAUUUAAGAAUUUUUAGAUAUUUGUACUGAAAACAAGACAAAUAUACUAAGGAAAUAUUUUUGUAGGGCAAUGCAAAAAAAAGACAAAUGCAGCAGCUAAUGUGAUCUAACAUGCAAGGUGUCGCAAUACAAAGUUUUAUAUGUAACUAAAAUAUCUCAGAUAAAUUUACCCAACAAGCAAAAUUGCAUAAGAUGUUAUGACUGUUUUAUGUAUACUGAAUAUAAUUUUAUUUGAUUUAUUUCAGCAGUGUAUGAAUGACAUGAAUCAAUUAAACAAACCUUUGUGAUUUGAAUGUCACUGUUAGAUAAAAUAAUCAAAAAUUGGUCCCAAGCAGUCACUGGGGCAGUAGCCUACCUUUUAAAAAGUUCCUAAUAUGUACCAUUUGGUACCAAUGCGUAAUUUUGAUGUAAUAUAAACUCUUUUGUGAAGGUGUAUUUUUUAAAAGGAUGCUACCCUAGUGACAUCUAAUGACCAUUAUUUGACCUUUUAGGAAAUUAAUAUGUCUGUUUUAAAAAAUAUCAGUGUAAUAAACAUUUCUGAUGGUUAAGGGGCAUGCACACCAAGGUGAUUACCAAUUUUUUUCAAUGGAAGCGUAGCGUUUUUCAAAAAUGGCAGCAGCUGGCAGGUUUUGUCCGCACUAAGCGCCGGCACUCAGCAUUUUUUUCACGCUGAGAGUUGAAAAAUUUUCUCAGCUUUUUCAAUGUCACUCUUCAAUCAGCCGUCCAAUCGCAGUGAAGGAGGGGUGGGACAAAUAUCACAACAACCAACCGGCACAUCGUUCAACGACAGCAUCACAGCAACCAAUGUGCACAGCCGGCAUCUGCCUGGCAUUUUCAGUCGCGUUUAAAAGCUUUGGUUUACACGCCCCUUAUAGCCUGCACUAUCAAUGUACUGUAAUGUAUUACUCAAUUUAAAUAAAAUAUGCUGUCUAUGUAGGCAGCUCAGA
This is a messenger RNA of Misgurnus anguillicaudatus (oriental weatherfish), 5247 nucleotides long. RefSeq names its product tripartite motif containing 35-30 (gene trim35-30). The record is from RefSeq and is a predicted model, not a curated record. Gene Ontology annotation, molecular function: protein binding; zinc ion binding. Lineage: Eukaryota; Metazoa; Chordata; Actinopteri; Cypriniformes; Cobitidae.